Messenger RNA from Nerophis ophidion (straightnose pipefish), 2756 nucleotides. Its product is annotated as succinate dehydrogenase [ubiquinone] iron-sulfur subunit, mitochondrial-like. Gene Ontology annotation, cellular component: mitochondrial membrane. The record is from RefSeq and is a predicted model, not a curated record. The coding region runs from base 95 to 946 and encodes 283 amino acids. The transcript has 8 exons. Gene Ontology annotation, molecular function: electron transfer activity; 2 iron, 2 sulfur cluster binding. NCBI's taxonomy places the organism in Eukaryota, Metazoa, Chordata, Actinopteri, Syngnathiformes, Syngnathidae. Gene Ontology annotation, biological process: respiratory electron transport chain; aerobic respiration; tricarboxylic acid cycle.
GGCACUUAAACUUCGCUGUGGUUCAUAAUAAACUAGCUCCUGUAGACACAUUGACUUCAAUCUAUUUUUUGUUUUACCUUUUUACUUCAUAAUAAUGUCAGUUAUUUGUUUCGCUCUGUCCCGAAAUGUCUUGUCUGCGAGGAACUCUUGCAUGAUGCUGAUGGUACGUCACGCCCAGAAGGCGGCGGUCCCAGCCCCGGCUCCUGAGUCCAGGAUCAAAAAGUUCCAGAUCUACCGCUGGGACCCUGACACAGCCGGGGAUAAGCCCAGGAUGCAGACGUAUGAAGUGGACCUCAACAGUUGUGGUCCCAUGGUCCUGGACGCUCUCAUCAAGAUCAAGAACGAGCUGGACCCCACGCUGACGUUCCGACGUUCCUGUCGCGAGGGGAUAUGUGGGUCCUGUGCCAUGAACAUCAACGGCGGCAACACUCUGGCGUGUCUCAACAAGAUCGACGGCAACGCCAGCAAGGCCACCAAGAUCUACCCGCUCCCACACAUGUACGUGGUCAAGGACCUGGUGCCUGAUAUGAGCAACUUUUACGCACAGUACAAAUCCAUUGAGCCCUACCUGAAGAAGAAGGACGAGUCCAAAGAGGGGAAGGACCAGUAUUACCAGUCUGUGGAGGACAGACAAAAGCUGGACGGCUUGUACGAGUGCAUACUGUGUGCUUGCUGCAGCACCAGCUGUCCCAGUUACUGGUGGAAUGGUGACAAAUACCUGGGACCUGCUGUUCUUAUGCAGGCGUACCGCUGGAUGAUCGACUCCCGGGACGAGUUCACAGAGGAGCGUCUGUCCAAGCUGCAGGACCCCUUCUCCCUCUACCGCUGCCACACCAUCAUGAAUUGUACCAAGACCUGCCCCAAGGGACUCAACCCCGGAAAGGCCAUCGCGGAGAUCAAGAAAAUGAUGGCAACUUACAAGGAGAAGAGAGCUGCGCUGUCAUGAGCGCCGGACAAAAACCGAAGGACUUCUUUUACAUUUGCCAGGUUCAUUUUCACAUCUCGGGGGCCGAGAUCAACGUUGCAGGGGCAACUUUCAACCUCUCCUGUCAAAUAAUAAUUACACAUCAUCCAAAAGCCUCCAUGAUAGCGAAGGAUAACCCAUACAAGAUGACGGAAGUAGCUGACUGGUGAAGUCUCCAUCAGCGAUAUCUAAUCCUGAAGUCUAGGGUCAUAGUGGAGCAUGGAUUUUUUCAUUAGGUCUCUACACCAACCAACAUAAGUUUUUCUUGCACUACCCCCCAUUUGUGUCCGUGUGUGAUGAAAUAUAACCACAUUUUCACAGUAAGUAGCUCAAUUUUUUAAUUUAGAGUAAGGUAGAACUCCGCAGACUGCACGCCAGUUGAUCACAUUUAGACAAACAACCAUUUACUCUACACUCCAUCAUAUCUAUGGACAAUUUAAUUUAAGCCAGUGCUUUUCAAUUAUUUCUUGAAGAAGAAAAAAUGUCGCCUUCCCCCACUCUCUGUCCCGACUAUAAACAGUAUUAUUUGUCUGUGAAAUGGUUAAAAGUACACCUCUGCAUAACAUUGUAUCCUUUUUAACAUUAAAGAAGACAAAAAAUAUAUAGAUCAAAUUUAAUGAAAAAAUAACUUUAUUAAUACUAUUGUUUUUUUUUUUAUUCAAAGUGCAUUAAUUGGCCUGAAAUUAUAAAAUAUAUACUGUAAUUGAAUUUGUAAACAUUUUUGACCAACUUUGAAACAGAAAAAAUUGAAUAAAAUCAACUCAAUAUAUACUACUGGUACAUUCAAAUCAAUUUGCAAUAUGAACCCAGGAGCACAUUAUAUUAAACAAUAAAUUCAAAAUAGAACUAUUUGCUGAUUUUUAAUAAUCAAAAUGAGGAAGUCAGAUUAAUGGCUGCGUGGAGCACGUUUUGUAGUGCACAGCUUUUCGAAGCGGGGUUUGAAGGAUGCUACCGCAUGAUACUGAUAAAGCAUGUUCCUCCAUGAGCUUUGAGAAGAACUGAAUGAACCUAUCAUAAAAAUCCAAACAAGCAAAGGUAAACACAAACUCCACACAAAAACUGGAACAGUUUUAGUAUAUAAGAAAAUGUAUUUAUGCUGUAAAUAUUGACAUCACAUGUGUUCUGUCAUUACUCUACUGUAUUUGUUUCCUUAUUUUGGUCACAACAAAAUAUUGAAUGGUGUACAUUAAUAGCCCACAACCUAUGUAACCUAACUCAGUGUUUUUCAACCUUUUUUGAGCCAAGGCACAUUUUUUGCUUUGAAAAAAUCCAAAGUCACACCACCAGUAGAAAUCACUAAAAAACGAAACUCAGUUAACAGUAAAAAGUCGUCGUCGCAAUUGUUGGACAUGACUUUAAACCAUAACCAAGAAUGCAUAGCUCUUGUCUCAAAGUAGGUGUACUGUCGCCACCUGUCACAUCACGUCCUGACUUAUUUUGAGUUUUUUGCUUUUUUGCUGUGUGUAGUGUUUUAUUUCUUGUCUUGCGCUCCUAUUUUGGUGGUUUUUCCUCUUUUUUUGGUAUUUUCCUGUAGCAGUUUCAUGUCUUCCUUUGAGCGAUAUUUCCAGCAUCUACUUUGUUUAAGUAAACAAGAAUAUUUCUGUUUUUUUUAUCCUUCUUUGUGGGGACAUUGUUGAUUGUCCAUGAAUUUAUUAACGUGGACCCCGACUUAAACAAGUUGAAAAACUUAUUCGGGUGUUACCAUUUAGUGGUCAAUUGUACGGAAUAUGUACUGAACUGUGCAAUCUACUAAUAAAAGUAUCAAUCAAUCAAUAAAUCAAUCAAUCAAUCA